This is a messenger RNA of Saccharomycopsis crataegensis, 2730 nucleotides long. RefSeq names its product mitochondrial elongation factor MEF2 (gene MEF2). NCBI's taxonomy places the organism in Eukaryota, Fungi, Ascomycota, Saccharomycetes, Ascoideales, Saccharomycopsidaceae. Bases 1 to 2730 code for a protein of 909 amino acids. The transcript has a single exon. Gene Ontology annotation, biological process: mitochondrial translation; ribosome disassembly. Gene Ontology annotation, cellular component: mitochondrion. The record is from RefSeq and is a predicted model, not a curated record. Gene Ontology annotation, molecular function: GTPase activity; GTP binding.
AUGAGUUUCUUGACUCAUUUGCGACCAAAAUGGACGGGUAUAUCCAAAGCUUCGUACACUUUUUGUCGAAGCUACGCAACAGCCCCAAAAUCUUCUAAUGAAUCAACAAUAAAUCAGGUUUCCAUCAGCAAAAUCAGAAAUGUGGGUAUCAUAGCCCAUAUUGAUGCCGGGAAGACAACUACUACUGAAAGAAUGUUAUUUUAUUCUGGAUCAAUCAAGCAGAUCGGUGAUGUCGAUCAUGGGGAUACCAUCACGGACUAUCUACCAGCAGAGAGAGACAGAGGUAUCACCAUCCAAUCUGCAGCGGUCACCAUUCCUUGGAAUCAACAUAAAAUCAAUAUCAUUGACACCCCUGGGCAUGCUGAUUUUACUUUUGAAGUCAUUAGAUCUCUCAGAGUCCUUGAUGGUGCAGUGACAAUCCUUGAUUCGGUUGCUGGUGUUGAAGCACAAACUGAAAAAGUUUGGAAGCAAGCCAAGGCAUUGGAAUUACCAACCAUAAUUUACGUGAACAAAAUGGAUAGAAUGGGCAGCGGAUUUAGCAGAACUUGUAAAGAAAUUAUUUCCAAGCUUAGAACUAAAAUUGUAUUAACGAAUAUUCCCUAUUUUGUUGAAAAUGAGGUGACCAGAGAACAAAUCUUCAGUGGUGUUGUUGAUGUAUUGAAUAAAAAAUUGCUCAUCUGGGACCCAGCAAAAGAGGAGGACGGUUCUAAAAUCAAAGUCAUAAAUCUUGAAGAAGAAGAUGCUCAAAUUAAGUAUUCUAAGUCAUAUGAAGAGUUAUGCUCUGCUAGAGAAUCAGCAAUUGAGACACUAUGUGAAUUUGAUGAUAUGUUAGUUGAUGCAUUUCUCGAAAACGAUGAGGAUUACAUGAAAGUUAGUACCAAGGACAUUAAGAAGGCUUUGAGGGCUGCAACUAUUAAUAAUGAUGUUUCACCAGUUCUUUGUGGGGCAAGUUUUAAAAAUAUCGGGGUUCAACCAUUAUUGGAUGCGGUUAUUGAUUAUUUGCCAACACCCAAUGAAGCUGUAUUACCAGAAGUCACUUCGAAUUCAAAAACUGUCAAGAGAAAGAAAUUCCAGAAAGGUGAAGCGAAGAUUGAUGAUAUUCCUGCAAAAUUUGAUACCGUCUCGGGUUUAAUUGUUAAUAAUAAUCCACGUCUUACGGUUGGUUUGGCUUUUAAGGUGAUAACUGAUAAUAGAAAGAUUCCGAUGAUUUUUGUGAGAGUCUAUUCCGGAAAAUUGCAAAAUGGCUCGACAAUUUUGAAUACUCGUACAGGUAAAAAAUUCAGAAUCACAAAUUUAUUCUUGAUUAAUGGGAAUAACACUCAUAAAAUCGACAAGUUAACCAGCGGGAAUAUUGGCGUUGUCUCUGCUUCGUUAUUAUCAUCGACUAGCGAUAUGUCUGAAAACAGUAAUACUAAGGAAGAUGAAUCGUUGGGAUAUAGCUCAGGAGGCUCGACACAAUUGAAUGAUCUUAAUGAAAUCAAAACCGGAGAUACUUUCAUCACACAUUUCGCGAAAAAAGAUGGACUAAAAUCUUUCUCUCCAGUGGAGAAUGGAAUUGCACUUAAUCCUAUUCACGUUCCACCAUCCAUUUUUAUUACCAGUUUGGAGCCUCGUACUAUUAGUGAUAAAAAGGUUUUGGAUGAAAAUUUGAAAAUCUUAUUACGUGAAGAUCCAUCUCUAAGAGUAUUUGAAAACGAGGAAGGUCAAACUCUAAUCAGUGGUAUGGGUGAAUUGCAUUUGGAAAUCAUCAAGGAUAGACUUAUUAACGACAUGAGAACCAACUGUGACAUUAGUAAAGUUAUGGUGACUUACAAGGAGACAUUGUUGAAAAAUAGCCCUGUUGUCUCUAAAACCAUUAAAGGUAAUUCUAAUGACCCAGAAGAUAAGUUUGAAAUUGAGUUUCAAAUCCAGUCGUUUGAUGGGGCCGCCGAAGAUCAUCCAUUAUUUGAAGAAAUUGGAGAAUCCAAUGGGAAAGAUUUGAUACUUUUACCUAAUGAUAAUAAUUUGGCGUAUAUUCCACCAUCUGCGGCACCAAAAUCAGUGCAGAGUUAUAUUGAGAAACAUGGAACUGAUAGAAAGUCUAAAGAUACUGGUGACGAUUUCUGGCCAUUGGGGGUGAGCUACGAACAAGUGACCAAUGCCAUUGUUUCCUCAUGUGUUAGUACUUUACAAAAUGGUGGCCCAAUUGCCAAUUUGCCUCUCCAUUCUAUUUUAGUAAAAAUUAACAAAUGGAGUAUGCCAAAAGCAUCUAACGACCUUAAAAGUUUGUUAUUUUUAACCAGAGAUUGUAUAAACGAGACUCUCAAUGGGUUUGACGCAAAUAAGGAUUUCACAAUCCUUGAACCAAUCAUGAGCAUCAAAGUCUUUGCGGACAAUGAAGAUUUGGGUAAAGUGACCCAUGAUUUGACCAGUUCUAGAAAAGCUGAGAUUUAUUCUAUUGAAGAUGAGAGUGAUUCCAUCGGCGGUUCUGAAGAAGACGGAGUCAAUAACUUUAUCAGAGAAGCCGAAAAACAAUAUUUGCCAUAUGAUUCUACUUUGGAUACUACAAAUAUGUCCAAUAAGGACAUUGGUGGUAAAGUGGUUCAUGCCACUGCACCGCUUAGAGAAAUGAUUGGGUAUUUGACCAAGUUGAGAAGUUUGACAAAAGGCCGUGGUACUUUCUUGAUGGAAUAUCAAGGAUUGAAUAAAGUCACUAGGGACAGAGCAGAAAAGAUUUUGGAAGAUAUUUGA